Molecule: messenger RNA, 2258 nt
Organism: Acaromyces ingoldii
Lineage: Eukaryota; Fungi; Basidiomycota; Exobasidiomycetes; Exobasidiales; Cryptobasidiaceae
Exons: 4
Coding region: 174-2042 (622 amino acids)
Source: RefSeq, a predicted model, not a curated record
CGGCCCAGGUUAAAAAGACGCUGUCGCGCGUCGCAUGACUUGUGCCCAGCUUCUUGCCUCUCUGUGCCCAUAUCCUCGCCACUCCGUGCGCAGAUCCUCGCCACACCGAUCCCAGACUCGCGCAAAUACAUCAACAAGCACAGAACCACCCACCACAUCGCAUCCGACCCACCAUGAGCAGCGACGGAUGGGAAGAGGUGGUGCCGGAGCCGUACGAGAUGCCCGAGGGCUACCUCAACAACCUGACCGACGAGCACCAGGCGAAGCUGUACAAGAUGUGGGACGCCUUUUUCUCCGUGUGCGACAAGGCCAGCGGCGACAAGGACCAGGGCGCCACGGGCUUCUCUGAGGACUGGGGCGUGGACACGAACGCGGCCAAGAGCAAGAUGGGCGGCAUCGGGGGCGCAUCCAAGAUGCUCAAGAACAGCGGCAUCGAAAAGGAGGACGACGCCAAGGCGGCGGCCCAGGCGCGCUCCGAGGAGGCCAACAUGGAGAAGCUCCUCGCCACGUACGGGCCCGAGGCGCUGCGCAAUGCCUUUUGGGGCCUGUGCAAGCGCGACAAUCCCGACAUUACCAUGCUGCGCUUCCUGCGUGCGCGCAAGUGGAACAUCGACCACACGACGGCGAUGAUGGCCUCGACACUCAAGUGGCGCCUCGACACGAACCUGGACUCGCUCCUCGAAAACGGCGACCUGGGCAACGGCAAGGAGAUUCCCAAGUACAUUGAAAACUUUGACGAGAACGGCAAGGUGUUUACGCUCGGCACAAACUACAAGAACCAGCCGGUGAUGUAUGUGCAGUUUGGCAAGCACAUCAUCUGGGCGCAGCCGCAGGCGACGACGAAGAAGUUCAUCAUCGCCCACUUUGAGCUCGUCCGGCUGCUCGUGGUGCCGCCCAACGACAAGAUUGUCCUCCUCUUCGACUGCACCGGCUUCGGACCAUCGAACCUGGACGUGACCAACUUCCUCUACAUCCUCCAGUGCCUCCAGUCCUAUUUCCCCGAGACGCUCUCUGUCCUCUACCUGCACAAGGCGCCGUGGAUCCUGCAGCAGGCGUGGCACCUCGUCAAGUGGCUGCUGGACCCCGUCGUGCGCGCCAAGGUGCAGUUCACCAACCACCCCGAGGAGCUCAUGAAGGAGAUUCCGCCCGAGCACCUGCUCAAGUACAUUGGCGGCGAGGUCGACGUCGAGUUCAACUGGGUCCCGCCCGAGGAGGGCGAGAACAGCCUGCAAGAAGAGAAAGAGGAGCGCAAGCGGCGCUGGGACAACCACCGCCGGUUGUGCAACGAGUUUGAGCAGGUGACACGCCACUGGGUGGCGACCGAGGGCAAAGAGGGCAGCGAGGCGCGGCGCGUGCUCGUCAAGAAGCUCCGCGUGUCCCACUUUGACUACGAGCCCUACUGGCAGGGCAUGUGGGUCCACCACCGCAACGGCGACUUGUCGAUGAAGAACCCGGGCAUGAUCCGGUGGCAGUAUCCCUACGCCGACGGCAAAAAGAUCCGCCAGGUGCUGGGCCACGAGUCGAGCCGCAAGACGCUGGUGCGUGAGCUGCAGGAGAUUGCCGCCGGUGCGCCCGUCGACUUCGCAGAGGCGCGCACCAGGGACAUGCUCAAGGACGGCUCCUGGGGCAAGUGGGACUCGUGCGAGGACCUGCCUGCGCCCCCGACGGGCUUCCAGGACGGCAAGCUGCUGCACGACAACGAGUUCGCCGGUGCGGCUGCCCUGAUCGACGUCAUCGGGCUCAAUGGACCCGAGACGAUCGACGAGGCCAAGAAGAAGGCGCCCAAGGACGGUGCUGCAGGCGAGCAGCAGCAGCAGCAGCAGCAGCAGCCGGCGCGCGCAGUCAAUGCUGUGCCAGUCCGCGGCAAGCCGAGCAGUGCCGUGGAGAACGGCACGACGAACGGCAAGGCGGCCCCGGUGCAGGACGGCAAGGCGAGCGAGAAAGCCAAGCCAGCGGCGGCUGCCGGCGUGUCCGACUAUGGUGGCGACCAGCAGGAGAAGGUCGGCUUCUUUGGCUCGCUCAAGAAGCGGAUCGUGGCGUAGGCAUAUCACUUCCCACACGCAUCUCGAGUGCUAGGCCACGGGGAGAUUGAGACACCACGGGGAAAUUGAGACACCACGACCAGUGCAGUCAGGACCUAGAACACAGCUAUACUCCUGGGCGCGCGCCAGUCGGCGAGGAAGACUCCUCAGCGCGGCUCCGGCCCUUUUUCUGCGCCUAUUUAUUUCUAAUUUCCGUCUAAUGAAAUGACAUUGUUC